CCUGAUCUUUAGCGUCAGAGGCGGUGGAGGCUGAGGCUAUGAUGGCGGCGGCGGACUCUCCUGUGCGGAUGGGGACACAGUGGGCCGCAGCAUUCUGGCUGCUGGUGGCAGCGGUGGUAGUGGCGGAGCAGCAGGUACCGCUGGUGCUGUGGUCGAGUGACAGGGACUUGUGGGCUCCUGCGGCCGACACUCACGAGGGCCACAUCACCAGCGACUUGCAGCUGUCUACCUACUUAGACCCCGCCCUGGAGCUGGGCCCCCGGAAUGUGCUGCUGUUCCUGCAGGACAAGCUGAGCAUUGAGGAUUUCACGGCAUAUGGUGGUGUAUUUGGAAACAAGCAAGACAGCGCCUUUUCUAAUCUGGAGAAUGCCCUGGACCUGGCCCCCUCUUCACUGGUGCUUCCUGCUGUCGACUGGUAUGCAGUCAGCACUCUGACCACUUACCUGCAGGAGAAGCUCGGGGCCAGCCCCUUGCAUGUGGACCUGGCCACCUUGCAGGAGCUGAAACUCAAUGCCAGCCUCCCUGCCCUGCUGCUCAUCCGCCUGCCCUACACAGCCAGCUCCGGCCUCAUGGCACCCAGGGAAGUCCUCACAGGCAACGAUGAGGUCAUCGGGCAGGUGCUGAGCACACUCAAGUCUGAAGAUGUCCCAUAUACGGCGGCCCUCACAGCAAUCCGCCCUUCCAGGGUGGCCCGUGAUGUAGCCAUGGUGGCUGGGGGGAUAGGUCGCCAGCUGCUACAAAAACAGCCUGCAUCAUCUGUGACCCAUCCCCCUGUGAGUUAUAAUGACACCAUCCCCCGGAUCCUGUUCUGGGCCCAAAACUUCUCUGUAGCAUACAACGGCCAGUGGAAAGACCUGACCUCCCUCACCUUUGGGGUGCAGGAGCUCAACCUGACUGGCUCCUUCUGGAAUGACUCCAUUGCCAGGCUCUCGCUGACCUACGAACAACUCUUUGGUACUACAGUGACAUUCAAGUUCAUUCUGGCCAACCGCUUCUACCCAGUGUCUGCCCGGCAGUGGUUUACCAUGGAGCGCCUCGAAAUCCAUGGCAAUGGCUCUGUUGCCUACUUCAAUGCUUCCCAGGUCACAGGGCCCAGCAUCUACUCCUUCCACUGCGAGUAUGUCAGCAGUGAAAGCAAGAAAGGCAGUCUCCUUGUGCCCCGCACACAGCCCUCACUCUGGAUGCUGACUCUUCAGGACUUCCAGAUCCAGGCUUUCAACGUGAUGGGUGAGCAGUUUUCCUAUGCCAGUGACUGUGCCGGUUUCUUCUCCCCGGGCAUCUGGAUGGGGCUGCUCACCUCCCUGUUCAUGCUCUUCAUCUUCACCUAUGGCCUGCACAUGAUCCUCAGCCUCAAGACCAUGGAUCGCUUUGAUGACCACAAGGGCCCCACGAUCUCUUUGACCCAGAUUGUGUGACCCUGUGCAAGUUGGGGGAGGGACGAGAUAGACGGCAUGAUGGUGUCCAGGUUGUCACUUUCCCACCUUGUGGCACACUGGACGGAAGGGCUUCCCGAACUCUUUCUACCAUAGCAUGAACCCCAGGCUUCCCUCAGCCAGUCUUGCUCCCUCUUCAACCUACUGAGGGGCUUCCCUGGGGCUGCCUCCAUCCCUACCAACAAGGUGUACAUAUUCUGCAUAGAUAUUAGACACAUCUCCCAGGCUCAGUCAUUGUAGGGGUGGGGAACAUUAGUUCUCCAGUCCCAUUUCUCCUCCCCUUUUUUCCUUAUUUAUUCUUGUCUCUCUACCAUUAUCUCUUGCUGUUUAUAGUGCUUUUGUGUAGCAAAUGCCCCUUCCCUAAGGUUUAUGAGGCUCCUUGCAGCAGCCAUGAGCUUGAGGUUCCCUGAGUUUAGUGGGUGUGGAAAUUAGAUUCUGUCCUGGUUGGCUGUCGUUAUUGAUUUUGUGAUGUUGUGCUAACAGUAAGCAGUAUGCUGGGGUUUGUCUAUGUGGCCUGAGAAGGAAGAGACCACCACGACAGGUGGGCUGGGUGUGAUCACUGGGUUUCUGGCAUGUUAGCAGAAGCCUGGGGUAAUUGGUUGUUUCCUUCCUAAUAAAGACGGAUCGCAAUCUG
Messenger RNA from Microcebus murinus (gray mouse lemur), 2067 nucleotides. RefSeq names its product ATPase H+ transporting accessory protein 1 (gene ATP6AP1). Lineage: Eukaryota; Metazoa; Chordata; Mammalia; Primates; Cheirogaleidae. Gene Ontology annotation, molecular function: ATPase activator activity. The record is from RefSeq and is a predicted model, not a curated record. Gene Ontology annotation, cellular component: proton-transporting V-type ATPase complex.